This is a messenger RNA of Cooperia oncophora, 726 nucleotides long. Lineage: Eukaryota; Metazoa; Nematoda; Chromadorea; Rhabditida; Trichostrongylidae. The record is from the annotation of a GenBank genome assembly.
AUGAAAACAUCAUCGGAUAGAGACGAUAUGGUUGUUCUUGACGAAUGCGGCGAAGGUGACGAAACAGUUGAGUCGGAGGACAAGUCAAAAGGGGAGACUAACGAAAGUGCAAAACUAGCUGGAGAGCAAGUUCAGAUCACGCUAGGCCCUAAAAAGAAGCAGAAGAUUUUCAGGCGAAAAGUAGUUCGUGUGCCGAAAGAGGUAUUUGAUUUCAUGGCAAGAACAGAAGAGGAUGGAACCGUCAGAUUUAAUGUGACUCAAUUAUCUGUCUUCUUCACGAAUGAGAUGUCCGAAAAGGCUGUGCCGGUCCUAGCAGAUACUUGGGACACAACAGACAUUGUUCCGAUCAUGGAUGUCAGCGUUCCACCGACAGCGAAGGCGAAUCCGGCUAUGAUUGUAGAUUAUUUUUCCAAUGAACCAAGUGAGCGUGAAAAGGAGGAAGAGAGGCUGCAAGAUAUUCUGGAGACUCGAAAGAGGAACGCAGAGAAACAAAAACAGCUGGAAGCCGCGAUUGCCUCGGGCGCCGUGGUAUUACCUGCGAAGAGCAAUGCAGAUAAAAAGGCUAAUAUAAAUACGAAGAAACCGCCUGUGAAGGCCGCUGAGCAAAUGGUGAAAACGGGCACUGACCGGGCCACCUCGUCGUCGGAUGUGAAAAAGGGCAUUGACUGGGCCAAGCCAUCGGAUAAGUACGUGGAAAAGAAAGUCCUGGCAAUACUCGAAAGGUAG